Eimeria mitis is the source of this 675-nucleotide messenger RNA. RefSeq lists its product as uncharacterized. The transcript has 3 exons. The record is from RefSeq and is a predicted model, not a curated record. The coding region runs from base 1 to 675 and encodes 224 amino acids. Lineage: Eukaryota; Apicomplexa; Conoidasida; Eucoccidiorida; Eimeriidae.
AUGCCCCCGCCCCUGCUGGCCCCUGCGUGUGCAGCAGCAGCAGCAUGGGGGCCCCCCUGGGGGCCCCCAACGGGGGUAUUAUCUUUGUACAGCGAGCAACCUGCAGCGGCUGCUCCUGCAUCAACCUCUUGUCUGCGGCUAAGUCCCAUUGAGAGGGGAGAGAAAGACCCGUGUCAAAAAGAAAAGAAAGAGAAAGAGAAACAGCAGCAGCAGCAGCAGAAGCAGCAGCAACAGCAGCAGAAGCAGCAGCAGCAGAAGCAGCAGAUAGAAGGAUUAGGAAGGGGCAUUCAGAGGGUUUACAUAAGACUUGAGGAUAUCGAUGUCUGCAGCAUCAAGGGGAGGAGGGGCUGGAGCAGCAGCAUCUUCUUUGUCUCCUCCUUUGCUGCUGCUGCUGCUGCCGCCAGACAUCUUACCGCCCCUUCAAAUCACCAACCUGCAGCAGCAGCAGCAGCAGCAGCAGCAGCAGCAGCAGCAAGAGCAGCAAGAGCAGCAGCAAUGUGCGCUGGUCCUAACCAAAUAGCUGCAGCGGCAACUGCAGCAACAGCAGCAGCAGCAGCAGCUGGGGCCCCCACAGCAGCAGGGCCUCGGGGGAACCCCGCCUACCAAAGCAGCAGCAGCAGCAGCAGCAGCAGCAGCAGCAGCAGCAAGCAGCAACAGCAGCGGUCAGCUCUAUGA